AUGGCAUCUCAGCCAUCCACCACCCACCCCUGCGAGACCUGGGCAUCCGCCUGGUCCCAAACCUCCCCCUCCGUCUGGACAAGCAUCUACACCCCAACAGCAACCUACACCGACUACGCCUUCGGCUUCAUCCGUCGCGGCCACGGCGGGCUAAAGCAGCACUUCGACCUCUGGCGAACCGCACACCCGGACUUCCAGAUCAUCGUCCUAGAAACAUGGCCGGCCAUUGAUCUCGGCAACGGAAGAACGAAGCAUAGUAUUAGGACCAAAAACGUUGGGACUUUCACGAACGAUCUCCCGUCCAUGAAGGCUUCGGGGAGGAAGUUUGAGUUUUACGCUGCGGUUGAUCUUGUGAUGAGGGAGGAGGAUGGGCUGAUUGAGGAGGUGGAGGAGUGGUAUCAUCGCCAAUUUGACUCGGAGGCGUUGGUGGAGCGGGAUCUGGAUGGCAGUAGGUAG
Messenger RNA from Saxophila tyrrhenica, 456 nucleotides. RefSeq lists its product as uncharacterized. NCBI's taxonomy places the organism in Eukaryota, Fungi, Ascomycota, Dothideomycetes, Mycosphaerellales, Extremaceae. The record is from RefSeq and is a predicted model, not a curated record. The transcript has 2 exons. The coding region runs from base 1 to 456 and encodes 151 amino acids.